GUUCAAUUCUGUCCGUCGCACCAAAGUACUUCUCUCUACCUUGCAGACUACUUGCAUUUCUGCUACAAGCCCCAAGAUCAUCACCAUGGCUUCAGAACAACACUCAGAAAACACGCUCCCCAAGCUUAAACGCUUCAUCACCACCCACGACCCGAAAACCAAAAAGGCUAUCUUCUCAGACGCGAUCUCCGAGGACAACAAAUUCGACGCCAUCCCAGGCGCGGCAUUCGGUCUAGGAUACGUUACCAAGACAUUCCCCGUUGACCUAAACAACGACGCAGACAUCAAUGCAUACAAACCCUACCUCUCAAGCCCCCCAGGCCUCGUCGCGACCGGAGGUACAGUACUGCGCUUCGUAGACGUAGCACCUGGCCAUCUAUCGCCCAUGCACCGCACAGUCUCGCUUGACUACGGCGUAGUCAUCGAGGGAGACAUUGAGCUUGUGCUGGACUCAGGAGAGACGAGGGAUUUGAAGAGGGGAGAUGUCGCGAUUCAGAGAGGGACGAUGCAUGCGUGGAGAAACAAGAGUGAUACUGAGUGGGCGAGGAUGAUGUAUGUGCUGCAGGAAUGCAAGCCGGUAGAGGUUGAGGGCGAGGUUUUGAAGGAGGAUUAUGGUACUAUGAAGGGUGUUCCCAAGUCGUCGUAGAAGUAUACUAGAAUUCAUGAUGAACUGCUCCUCUGAA
Messenger RNA from Parastagonospora nodorum SN15, 683 nucleotides. RefSeq lists its product as hypothetical. The transcript has a single exon. The coding region runs from base 86 to 646 and encodes 186 amino acids. Lineage: Eukaryota; Fungi; Ascomycota; Dothideomycetes; Pleosporales; Phaeosphaeriaceae. The record is from RefSeq and is a predicted model, not a curated record.